Molecule: messenger RNA, 693 nt
Organism: Podospora anserina S mat+
Lineage: Eukaryota; Fungi; Ascomycota; Sordariomycetes; Sordariales; Podosporaceae
Exons: 3
Coding region: 1-693 (230 amino acids)
Biological process (GO): proton transmembrane transport
Cellular component (GO): proton-transporting two-sector ATPase complex, catalytic domain
Molecular function (GO): proton-transporting ATPase activity, rotational mechanism
Source: RefSeq, a predicted model, not a curated record
AUGUCAAGUAUUCACGCCUUGUCCGACGACCAGGUCGGACAAGAACUCCGCAAAAUGACCGCCUUCAUCAAGCAAGAAGCCGAAGAAAAAGCCCGCGAAAUCGAAAUCAAAGCCAACGAAGAAUUCUCCAUGGAAAAGGGCAAGCUCGUCCUCCAGGAGACCGACGCCAUCGACGCCGCCUACGCCAAAAAGUUCAAGCAGGCCACCAUGUCGCAGCAAAUCACCCGCUCCACAGUCGCCAACAAGACCCGUCUCCGCGUCCUGGGUGCCCGUCAGGAGUUGCUCGACGACAUCUUCCAGGCGGCCGAGAAGAGGCUUAGCGAGGGGACCAAGGACAAGGACAGGUACGAGGGCAUCCUCAAGGAUUUGAUUCUGGAGGGGUUCUAUGCGAUGAACGAGCCGGAGCUGCAGAUUAGGGCGAGGAAGGCAGAUUAUGAGCUGGUCAAGAAUGCGAUUGAGAAGGCGGAGGGGGAGUAUAAGGAGAAGACGGGGAGGGAGGUCAAGGCGACGAUUGAUGAGGAGAAUGAGGUUGCUGAGGGGAGCGCCGGUGGUGUGAUUAUUGUUGGUGGCAACGGCAAGAUCGACAUUGACAACACUUUGGAGGCCAGGCUGGAUCUGCUAAAGGAGAGCGCCCUUCCCGCCAUGCGCAAGGCUCUGUUUGGCGAGAACCCCAACCGCAAGUUCUUUGACUAA